AGCCAGAUAUAGUAAGCGAGCAAUUUUGACAUUUUGAGUGCAGAACAAUCAAGUUGUAAGAUGUUCAAUUAUGAAGCAUAGCACAGAAGAAGGCGACGAUUUUUUAUUGAAUUUUGUGCUGUCGACUUCAUGCAAGACGAUGUGUCCUUUCUUAGAAAGGACACCUUCCCAGACUCUCUUUUUAAUAUUGAUGUGCAUAUGGUCAGUGCAAAUGAAUAGGUGCAGCUUGCAUUUACACAUACUUACUUAACACCAGUACAGUGCAUUGGGUGAAAUCCCAAUAAGUUGAGGCUUAUUGAGGUUGAAAGUUGCUAUUACAGUUAACAAGUAUAAUGCCUGGCCCUAGAUGAGUGUCCCCUUUCUCUCUCCAACACACGACCACAGUUCUAUCCACAGCUCACUCAUUGCACGCCUGCCAAGUAUUGGCUUGUAACUUGCAUACCUUUCUUUCCAAGGUUUUGGGGAUAUAGUACAUUGUAAGAUCCCAGGAGGUGUACUACAGAAGUGUUUCUUUAACCCCUCCCCUUUAGAUAGAAAGCGUUUCUCUCCGAAGCCACACUCUAGAGUAAGUGAGACUCAUUCCAGCGCAAAAGGUAAGGUCCAUGUUGUUGUUCUUGAAAUGAGGGACUGAGAUACAAACAUUCAGUCAGGCUGAGAAAGAAGUGGAUAGAUCAGUUACAAUCUUGAUCUCCUGCUUUGAUGAAAGCAUUUUUGCGGGUGUGAGGCUGAACACUGGUAAAAUAAAGGAUCGGAAAAGAGAACCAGGACAAAAGGAAGAGGCAUUAACGUCGGACACAAAGAGUAUUGGAAGUUAAAGAACAGACACUGUUCGGUAUGCCACACUUUAAGGCUGUUCUCUUCCAGUUGAUAUUUUAAACAUAUUUUCUUAAACAGAAUGGUGCUCACCAUCUGAUAGCUCACUAUUUUUUGCGAAUAUGUAAUUUAGUUGCCUGUUGUUCUUUCCCUGUAUAUUUGUAUACUAAUGUGCCACGAUUCGGGAUGUUUGUGGGCUAACUACAUCAUCGAAAUGUAAAUGUCAGUCAUGUAUUUUUUUUCGACUAUUAUAGUGUUUGGUCAACCAUAUUCUGGCGUAAAAAGUUUACUUUGUUAUCUAUUUACAUAGACUUUUCACACGAGAGUCACGCUUUAAGUGUGCAUUAUUUUGCAUCAUCCUUUCUAAACAGACUCGCGCUAAGCUUCGAGUUUCAUCCCUGGAUUAAAAAAAGUGUUUUUAUGUUCACUAUUGUUGUUGCAUAGUCGUGCCAUCGUUAAUUAUUAUACUAUUCCGGGUAUGUUACAAACCCAGAGGUUUGAGAAAGCUGAUAGCUAUUUGGUGUUGUGCAAGCUUUUCUGCCAGAAUACUUGUGGAAAUACGUGGCUGAACUGUCCAGGGUCCUGAAUUAGAAGUCCCGACCAAUACGUAGUCGUUCAAACAGUGCAGCUGUUCACCUGUGGCUCCUAACUGUACGUGUCGGGAAAUAUUUCACUGCUGACAUUUGUCGAACUUGCUUCUCCAUGGCUGGAACAUUUAAAGACAGGCACUAAAACAGUAUUUGGACUGCUUGAGGUUCUGGGUUGUAUUAAUUAAGAAAUUACGGAGCACCCAACUGCUUGCGCUGAGGUGCUUACAACGUCCUAGUCAUUCCACUAAAGACUGGGAAUUCUUCACACCUUUUCUGUCUUGGCUUUGUAUUCUGCUCAUUUGGAGUUCAAUAAUCAAGACUGGGAACGCACAACAAUCGUAACUGAAGUCUUCCUUCAGACUGAGGGAAACCCCUAUAAAAUGUCCGAAAGAGGUCAUGUGCACAUUGGAGCUGUUAAACUAAAAUGAAGGCAUAGCUUCAAGUCCCGAACUGCACACAAGCAGAUUCUUUAGAGUGGCAUGUAGGCUAGGUGACACGAAGCCAGACUGUACAAGUGCAGCAUUUUGCAGCUGGAAGGAACGAACUCAUGGAACACCGAUGUCCGUGGAGAUGGCAUGAGUCGACCUCUCCAAACUAAAACACAUUCAUCUUGCACUUGUUUAGAAAAGGCACCAUUAGCUGUUCCAUUUUAUGUUAGUUUAUUUAUUCAUUGCAUCUGUCUGCAAACCUUUUGUACAAUUCCUGGCCAUUUUGUAUUCUUAUGUGAAAGUUUCAUCGUUAACUUUUUGCAUUUCCCGUUUAUUUUUGUAACAAUUAUGUGCUCGCUUUACCUUGCAAAUAGAUACUAAAUCUCACAGAUUAGAGCCCUUGUUACCACCUUUUUAUCCUCCCUCAAAAAGUCAUUAUAACUUUAGGGAGUUUAGUGUCUCAUAGAGCCUGGAUGACGGUCCGCAGAGUUGAAAAAGUAAGCAUCCAGGAGCACAUGGCAAUUGACGUGUGCCCUGGUCCUAUCCGGCCCAUCAAACAGAUUUCGGACUACUUCCCCAGGUUUCAUCACUUCCCACCAGCCCUCAUCAGUCCUAAGCCUGGCCCAACAACUUCCCAUAGGCAAAACGAAGAUCAGGACAGACAUGAAGGGGACAGAUCUGUUGGACAGGGCAAUACGAACGACUGCUGGGAAAUGUGUCCUGUUAAGGAUAAGAGAAGGACCGAAUUUCAUAGAGAGAAAGUCCAUGAAGCAGAUGAGGACAGUUAUGACUCUGAUGAUGCAACCUCCCUUGGUACCUUGGAGUUCAGUUUACUGUUUGACCAGAAAAGCAGCGCCUUACAUUGCAGUAUCUAUAAAGCAAAGGGACUCAAGCCCAUGGACUCCAAUGGACUGGCUGACCCCUAUGUAAAAAUGCACCUUCUCCCUGGAGCAUGCAAGGCAAAUAAGUUGCGCACAAAGACACUGCAUAACACUCUGAACCCAGUCUGGAAUGAGGCCCUAACAUACUAUGGUAUUACAAAUGAGGAUAUGGUGAGGAAGACUCUCAGGUUAUGCGUUUGCGAUGAAGAUAAAUUUGGCCGUAAUGAGUUCAUUGGAGAGAUUCGAAUCCCACUAAAGAAACUGACACCAAACCAGACCAAGAACUUUAACAUUUGCCUGGAAAGAAAAUUGCUGACAAAGCAGCCCAGCACAAUGAAUGCAAUACGUGGAAUGGCACUUUACGAGGAGGAUAAAGAGAUUGGUGAUAGCUCAGUAGAAGAACGUGGACGCAUUUUUGUCUCCCUUUGCUACAGCUCCCAGAAACGUGGUCUGAUUGUAGGCAUUAUCCGUUGUGUCCAUCUUGCUGCCAUGGAUUCCAAUGGUUAUUCUGAUCCCUUUGUCAAGAUUUACCUGCGUCCUGAUAUGGGGAAGAAAUCAAAAUAUAAAACAUCGGUUAAAAAGAAGACACUAAAUCCAGAAUUCAAUGAGGAGUUCUUUUAUGAAAUCCGGCAUGACGAGUUGGCGAAGAAGACACUGGACAUUUCUGUAUGGGAUUAUGACCUAGGAAUGUCUAAUGAUUUUAUUGGCGGAGUACAACUUGGCAUUAAUUCUCAGGGUGAGUGUCUCAAACACUGGUUCGAAUGUCUGAAGAACAAGGACAAGAAAGUUGAGUACUGGCACACUCUGAUCAAGGAGAACCCAGACCUUAGCGAUGACUAGCCAGUCAGGAAUCAGUUGACAGAACAUAAAACUGACCAACAGCAGCCUCUACAACAUCCAGUGAUGGAUCUCCCAUGGACUGUACUUUUAAACAGCACAAGAAACAGCUUUCGGACAGUUAUUUUCCUAUUUUGUAUUAUAUUUCCUUGAAAUCAGUGCUGAUAGACCAAUAAGGUUUAUGUUUGUUCAGAUACUUGUUAGGCGGUAACAGUGCUGAAAGAAUAAUUCUUUGUGUACAAAAUGACUGUAAAAAGAAACAAAAAAAAUAUAGAUUGCAUUUAUUCAUCCAGUCUUCAGAACACAGAAAACAUCUUUGUAAAUGUGUGAAAUGGUGAAAAAAUUCUGCAAUGUAACAUUAUUUAUUUUUCAGGAACCCAGUUGGGAAUGAAGCCAAGGGAAUGCCUACUAAUGUACAAAUUCUGGUUGCAGCUAUGUUUUUUCAGGCAUAUUUAAAAAAAAUAAUUUCUAAGAUGACUAUCUUCUCAAAAAUUCGCAUGCACAAACUUAAAGACAUACUCUCAAACAAACGCACACAUUAAACCUACAGGAGUUGUGCAACAGCAUUGAAUCUUUUUUUUGUUAUUCUUAAGGAUGAGUGAUUAGGCUUAGAGGAAGUACUUGUUCAUAAUCUGAUGAAUUAGUAUAAUUAAAGUGUGCCAAAAUUCAAAGGGCUAAAAUAACUAUACAGAUGUGAGUGUAUGCUCUAAAGAACUACAUAUUACUUAAAAAGUUUAAUGGGGGCUGAGCAGCACUGAAGCGCUCCAGUUUCAUUUUCUGAUAAUGGGACAUGAAGUGUGUAUAACUUGAAGCACAAAUGGCCAAACACAACAGACUAAAAAGUCAUUUGACUGAAUCACAAUUGAAAGAAAACAAUACACGUUAUAGACAGUAUGGGAUGGUGUAAUAUCUGAUCAUAGGAGUUAUCGGGAAAGCAAAUCCAGAAGAAUAUGUGUGGAUCAUGUCAUACUUCUAGAUCUGUAGAUGUUUGUUUUUUGUGCACCAAUGUGUGUUUUUUAUUUGUUUUCUCCAUGGUUGUGUGACCAUGGAGGUUUAUACACA
This is a messenger RNA of Protopterus annectens (West African lungfish), 4611 nucleotides long. Its product is annotated as double C2-like domain-containing protein beta. Lineage: Eukaryota; Metazoa; Chordata; Ceratodontiformes; Protopteridae. Gene Ontology annotation, cellular component: membrane. The coding region runs from base 2305 to 3552 and encodes 415 amino acids. The record is from RefSeq and is a predicted model, not a curated record. The transcript has 10 exons.